AUGACUAACAGUUGGGAGGCCGCUCGAGCCUCACUAGGCUCCCUCUCUGGCAGCAGUAGUUCGGCACAGUCCAACCCACAUCAACAACAACAACAACAGCCACAGCCGCAGCAGCCAGCGAAGCAUAAGCAACAGAAGUAUCUAGCAGCUCCUGGACCGGCAAUGGUGCCCACUGCGCCAUCCGGUAGCGGAACCUAUAAUUAUUUCGAUACCCCCGUCAAUGCCAAUGCCAUCGUGUCCGAGCGAACCAACAGCCUCCGCCGGCUGCGAAGGGCAGGUUACGCCAACAGAAGCUUCAUGCACCACGGCGAGUACCUCCAUCAUCAGCCCGCCGAACUGGACGAUGGCUACGGAGACGACUUCCCCGGUGGUGGUGGUGGUGGACGAUUGCCGUACUUUGUGGAACCAACCUAUCGGUCGCUGGAGUACGAUCGACGACAAAGGCGCCGGCAUAGCGUGCACCAGCUGGCGAGCUUGAACGUGGCCCAGUUGGAGGACGCGCGGCACCGAUUCGACGACUACAACCAAUCGGCGGCCAUCGCCAAGGGAGCAUACUACGGGUACUACACGCUCGAUCGCAGCAAGAAAUUGUCCCGGCAACUGGCGGCAAACCAGGCUCAUCAUCAGGGGAUGACGUACGGGAAGCCUUUAACAUUUGGGCAAACCGGAGGCCGCGGUUACAGUGGGAGCAGAACGUUAGAGCGUGUCGUUGUGGAGGAUGAACGGGGGCAGCAUCGAAAGGGCCCCAAACGAGGAUCCCGCUCAUCGCAGGGUUCCACUGAUAGUAAUAAUAGUACACAUAGUGCAUCAUCCGGGUCGCUACUGCUGACGGUAGCAAACCUUGAGAACUUUGCCAAAAUACACCGCAAACCGGUGUCCGGUUCCGGCGGCAACUCCAAGCUGCCAGGUGCCGGCAGCAGCCGUACGCUGGAGCGAUACCUUUCCUCGACGCUCGAGCUGGUACCCCAUCACGGAACGCUCGGUCGUCGAUCGCGCUACAACAGCAACAUCCUCCUGCCGCACGAAGCCAUCGAAGACGACGAGGACGACGCCGCCGACGAUGGUGUACAUCCGGCCGAUCGUGCCGCCAUCGACUACCGGAAAGACGUGCAGCUGCAGCACCAGCUUCAGCUGGCUACCAGCACGAUCGUGCCGAUCGAUGAAAUUUCCAUCGACGAGGGCGACGAAGAGGCCAGCGGUAAUGGAAGCGAACAGCAGCUGGCCGGAAGUGGCCCCGGUGCCGGCGGCGGUGCUGCACCGAGCCUCGUUUCGCCGUUCCGGUCGCUAAAGGGCAAGGAUCCGGAUUCGGUAUCGAUGGCUAGCUCAACGCACUUUACCAUGGUGAACGGGAUCGGCGGACCGCAGCGCGUCAUGAAGAGCGGUAUCUGUUCCAGCGGCCAUCAGAUCACGAUACUGAUCGUAACGAUGAGCAUCAUAUUCAUGAUCGGUAUCUGUUCGGCCGUUUUUCUGCUCGAAAUGCGAGCAAGAGAAAUGCCAAAGUAG
Molecule: messenger RNA, 1503 nt
Organism: Anopheles coustani
Lineage: Eukaryota; Metazoa; Arthropoda; Insecta; Diptera; Culicidae
Exons: 3
Coding region: 1-1503 (500 amino acids)
Source: RefSeq, a predicted model, not a curated record